AUGGCUUCUCGCGCCGCUGGACAGUUCCACUACUUUCGGUACAACGUCGGGGCGCCCGCUUUCCUCCACGAGAGACUCACUCUGCUGCCUGGGUACAUCCUUACCCCUGACGAUGAGGUAUAUGCUGAGAGCGAUUCGGCAGGUGGUGACUCGAGAGCUGUGCAUGACUCGGCGGGCCAAGGCGACGCGAUCGUCGGCGUCGCCGCCAACGAGCUCUACAAGUUCUGGCGGCAGCCGUCUGCAGCCGUCGCCUGGGCUGCUGCGCGGAGCUGCGUCGCCCAGGGCCAUGGGCCUCUGGCGCCUUCGCCCUUCAUCCUCGAGCUCAGCGCCGACAACGUGCUGGGCGUGGCGAAGGGGGUCCUGGCCGUGUUCGACCCGCUCGGAGCGGCCCCCGCCGCCGCAGCGCCUGGCGCCCUGGCCUUGGCUGGCGCGGCCGCGCCCCCCGCGGGCGCCCCUGGGCCGCCUGCCGCGUCUGCCGCUACGCCUGUGGGCGAGCUGGGCGCGCUGGCCGCGGCGCUCGGUGCGGGGGGGGCCGCCCUGCCUGCCGCCGCUGGCCCUCCGGGCGUCGGCGCCGCCGCCGCGGCCCCCGCGGCCCCGGGCGCCGCAGGGUCUGAUCCCCGCGUGCUGGCCACCGUCCUCGACGCGCGGGGGGUGCGGGACAUGCCUGUCAGGGGCGCUGUCAAGCGCCAGACCGAGACCCCGCGCGCCGACUGGCCCGCGAAGGGCCUGACGACCACGAUGCGGGUGCUCCACUUCAUGCUCCGCAUGGCGGGCGGGGCGACGGCGUGGCUCAACCGCUGGAUGGCCAUAAAGCAGGCCUCAGAGACGGACGACGCCGACAGGCUGUGCGAGACGCUGCGCCGUGUCGUCGAGACCUCGCGCUGCCGCGACCAGCUGAUCAUCUGCGAGCUGUCUUCCUACGAGGUCGUAUCGCGGCAGCUGCUGACGAUUGGCCACUUCCUCGGCACUGGAGACACGAUGGGCAAUUCGUGCAUUUUCCCACCCGUAAUGGAUUGGAUCGCCGAGCAGAUGAAGACCAUGACGUUCCCGAAGGGCGCUGGUCAGGAGGGGCCUCACGACGCGCCACCUGCCCGUAAGCCUGGCCAGCUCAGCCCCGAGCCCGUGACCAUCGCCAGCGUGACGUUUUUCCGCUUCCUCUUCUUCCAGUGGAUGGGCGUCGCCAUCUUCCGCUUGGUCGUGGGGCUCGUCUGCGCGCCGCCAAAGGCAGCCUCCGUGGACUACGUCGCGGGCUUGCACCGCGACUUCGAGCUGCCCGCCGCCUACUCGGAGAGAGGCCGCGAUUGCGAAGCAUCCCCCGUAGAGAUGCUCGCGCAGGCACCUUGCUACGCUGGUGACAGCGGCCGAGUGCGCCCCCACAGCAUGCCGCUUGUGGCCUGGCCCGAGUCGACGAAGGCAGUCUCCACCUGCGGCGUCGUCUCCGAGGCCGACUCCAUCGUGCUGCAGGAUUGGAGGCAGAGUGUGCUGAAUCCCGAGUCGGUGGCGGCGGAGCUGCGCGAUUCGCUGGGGGUUAUCCGCCCCUAUGUGGAUCCUGAGCUGCGUUUUAAGCCGAAGUCCUACGCUGAGUUUUUGAAGCAGCUGGAGGCCCACGGCGUGAUCACCUGGCGGGUCUCCAGCGAACCGGCAUCCUUCUCUACUGGUCUCUUCCUCGCGCAGAAAUCAAACGGCAAGCUGAGGUUGGCGUUCGACACCAGGCGCGACGUUCUGAGCAUCUUUAACGCGGUCUAUCGGUUCAUGGGGGCUGUGGGACCUCAUCCUGGACCCCUGUGGCCCUCGGUCGUCAGGGAGUUGUCGGCUGCCGUGGCCCUCAUCCCGCUCUGGAGUGCCUCUACAAGGUCGGCCGAGUCGCCGAACGCUGGAGAUAUCGUCAUGGGGAUGCCGUACUUGCCAGAUCACAUGCCCUUGGCGUCGACGGUCAAGACGAUGCUGCCGACGGAGGUGAUCAAGGCUUCGAGGGCCAGGCGGGAACAUCCUGGUCCGCUGACGCUCCUGCGGGGCGGACUGUCGGUGCUGGAGGCCAGCGCGGUCUCGGAGUCGACGGGCAAGAACUACCACGCCUCCGCCCUCAGGUUUCUGAACUGGUGCCUCUGGGCCGCCAGGGACUUCAAGAACAGCGUCGAGCUCGACACGAUCCUCGUGGUGUUCUUCGUCCACCUCUUCCUCGACGGGUACGACAGUGCGACGGGCCGCGUCGCGAUGGCCUCUCUGAAGCACCAUCUGCCGUCGAUGCUGAUGGGCAGCCGCCCGCUGCCACGGGCCUUUCGGGCCCUUCAGGGUUGGACGAAGCUCGUGCCGCCGCAGAUGAGGCUGCCGCUGCCGAGGGUCGCGAUGUUCGCCAUCGUGGACGUGCUGCUGUCUCAGGGGCUUUUGUCGCAGGCGGUCUUCGUGAGGAUCGCGUUCGACGCGCACCUCCGCCCCGGCGAGGCCUACCGUCUCACGGCGGCCUCCCUGAUCGCGCCGAGGUCGGGCGCCACGGAGGGCAACCAGCACUGGGCUCUGUUGGUGAACGACGCGGCGAGCGGGGGGCCUGGCAAGACGGGGGUCACCGACGAGAGCGUCAUCGUCGACGAUCCUCUCCUCUGGCCUCUCCUCGAGGCGCUUCGGCAAGGACGCCGCGCGGAGGAGAGCCUCUGGGCCUUCGCGCCGCACCAGCUGCGGCGCGCUUUCGCGGAGGCCCUGGUCCAGGUCGGGAUCUCCGACCAGCAGACCUCCCUCUACUCGCUGCGCCACGGGGGGGCCUCCGACGACCUCCUCUCGGGUCGCCGCGCGAGGAAGGAGGUCAAGGACCGCGGCAGGUGGAGGGCGGACCAGUCUCUGAACAGGUACGCCAAGCGGGCGCGCAUGCAGCAGCGGCUGGGUCAGCUCGACCCCGCGCUGGCCGACUUCGGGCAGAAGGUCGAGAGCGAUCUGCUGGGCCUGAUGGACGUGAUGGCGAGGACGGGCAUCUUCUCGCUGCCGCUGCCGCCCCUCAGGCCGGUGUCGGCGUCGGCGCCGGUGCAGGCGCCUCCCGCGAUGACCGACAAGUGGCUCUUCGUGUGA
Molecule: messenger RNA, 3057 nt
Organism: Prorocentrum cordatum
Lineage: Eukaryota; Dinophyceae; Prorocentrales; Prorocentraceae
Source: the annotation of a GenBank genome assembly